GUAAUUAUGAGAUCUGUCUGUAAUAAUGAAGAAUGGAGAAUGAAAUGUCGAUCUCGAUCUUUUUUUUUCUGCAAAGAAUUAUUAUUUAUUUAUUUAUUUAUUUAUUACUUACUUUCGUGGUAUUUUAUACCAUAUAUGAUUUGCUUCCGUAAUAUGCAUGUUACUGUUACACAUGCAAAAUGGCUUUUUUUCCUAUUCAAUAAUCAUGCAAGGGGGGUGAGAAAGCAAAGAAAAAAAAACAAAAAAAAAGAAAAAGACAAAAAGACCUUGGCAAGCAAAUACUUUACUCCGUAA
This is a messenger RNA of Rasamsonia emersonii CBS 393.64, 294 nucleotides long. RefSeq lists its product as uncharacterized. The annotation marks the transcript as partial. Lineage: Eukaryota; Fungi; Ascomycota; Eurotiomycetes; Eurotiales; Trichocomaceae. The transcript has a single exon. The record is from RefSeq and is a predicted model, not a curated record.